Phacochoerus africanus (Common warthog) is the source of this 3727-nucleotide messenger RNA. RefSeq names its product 5-methyltetrahydrofolate-homocysteine methyltransferase reductase (gene MTRR). The record is from RefSeq and is a predicted model, not a curated record. The transcript is spliced from 15 exons. Gene Ontology annotation, biological process: homocysteine metabolic process. Gene Ontology annotation, cellular component: cytosol. Gene Ontology annotation, molecular function: flavin adenine dinucleotide binding; [methionine synthase] reductase (NADPH) activity; FMN binding. Lineage: Eukaryota; Metazoa; Chordata; Mammalia; Artiodactyla; Suidae. The coding region runs from base 119 to 2239 and encodes 706 amino acids.
CACGCCGCGACCGUGUGCGCAGGCGCGGGAGCCGGGCUCGCAGUACCUACGCCUUUGCCAGCGUCCGGGCCGGACGCGCGCAGUGUAACUGUCGCAGUGUAGCGUAUGCACGGAGGCGAUGAGGAGGGUUUUGUUACUCUACGCUACACAGCGAGGACAGGCAAAGGCCAUAGCAGAAGAAAUAUGUGAAAAAGCAGAUGCACAUGGUUUUUCUGCAGAUCUCCACUGUAUCAGUGAGUCGGACAAGUACGACCUGAAGACGGAAACGGCGCCUCUUGUGGUGGUGGUUUCCACCACGGGCAACGGAGAGCCCCCCGACACAGCCCGCAAGUUCGUUAAAGCCAUACAGGACAAGACGCUGCCUGGCGACCUCCUUGCUCACCUGCGGGUCCAUGUGACGCCUUCCUGUGUACUAACGGCCUGUUUGGGCUCUUUAGGUCUGGGUGACUCAGAGUACACGUACUUCUGUAAUGGGGGGAAAAUAAUCGAUAAACGACUGCAGGAGCUCGGGGCCCAGCAUUUCUAUGACACUGGCCACGCGGAUGACUGUGUUGGCUUGGAACUUGUGGUUGAGCCAUGGAUUAAUGGACUCUGGGCCGCCCUUGAAAAGCAUUUUGCGUCACGUAGAGGAAACGAGAUGGACGGCGCCGUUGCUAUGGCAUCUAACCCCUCCCUGAGUUCGGAGCCCGUCACACCGGAAGUAUCACACAUUGACUCACAGGUCGGACUUCUGAGAUUGGAUGAUUCAGGAAGACGGGAUUCUGAGGUUUCGGAGCAAAACGUCGUGAACAGGGGUCCCUCGAGUGUUUGGAUCGCAGACUUUGAGUCCUCACUUACCCAGUCAGCACCCCCACUUUCACAAGCCUCUCUGAAUAUUCCAGCUUCACCACCAGAGUAUUUACAGGUGGAUCUGCAGGAGGCCCUGGGCCAGGAGGAGAGCCGCGCACCUGUGACGUCAGUGGAUCCCGUUUUUCAUGUUCCCGUUUCAAAGGCAAUUCAGCUGACGACAAACGAUGCCGUAAAGACCACUCUUCUGAUAGAACUGGACAUUUCAAAAACAGAUUUUUCCUACCAGCCGGGAGAUGCCUUCAGCGUGAUCUGUCCCAACAGUGACUCUGAGGUGGAACGCUUACUGCAAAGGCUGCAGCUCGCAGACAGGCGAGAACACCGUGUCUUCUUGAAGAUUAAGGCGGACACAAAGAAGAAAGGAGCAGCCUUGCCCCAGCACGUACCCGAGGGGCGUUCUCUCCAGUUCCUUUUCACCUGGUGCCUCGAGAUACGAGCAGUUCCUAAAAAGGCCUUCCUGCGAGCCCUGGCCGAGCAUAGCAGCAACGGCGCUGAGAGGCGGAGGCUGCAGGAGCUGUGCAGCCGCCAGGGGACAGCCGACUACAACCGCCUGGUCAGAGACGCCCGGGCCUGCCUGCUCGACCUCCUCCUGGCCUUCCCGUCCUGCCAGCCUCCACUCGGCCUCCUGCUCGAGCAUCUUCCUAAGCUCCAGCCCAGACCAUAUUCAUGUGCAAGCUCAAGUCUGUUUCACCCAGGGAAGCUUCAUUUCAUUUUUAACAUCGUGGAGUUUUCGUCUCACACCACAGCCGAGGUCCUGCGGAGAGGCGUGUGCACGGGCUGGCUGGCCACGUUGGUGGAACCAAUUCUCCAGCCAAACGCGCGUGCAGGUGGCGAGAAAGCCCCGGCGCCCAAGAUAUACAUCGCUCCUCGAACAGCAAACUCUUUCCACUUACCCAGUGAGCCCUCGGCCCCCGUCAUCAUGGUGGGCCCGGGAACUGGCAUCGCCCCCUUCAUUGGUUUCCUGCAACAUAGAGAGAAGCUCCAGGAACACCACCCAGCUGGCCACUUUGGAGCGACGUGGCUGUUUUUUGGCUGCCGACACAAGGAUAGGGAUUACUUAUUCAGGGACGAGCUCAGGCAUUUCCUCAAGUGUGGAAUUCUGACUCACUUGAAAGUCUCCUGCUCGAGAGAGGCUCCUGCGGGGGAGGAGGAGGAGGCCCCCACCAAGUACGUACAGGACAGCAUCCAGCGGCACGGCCAGCAGGUGGCGAGGGCCCUUCUCCAGGAGCGGGGUUACGUCUACGUGUGUGGAGAUGCUAAGAAUAUGGCCAAGGAUGUAAGUGAUGCCCUUGUGGACAUAAUAAGCAGAGAGGUUGGAGGUGAGAAACUAGAUGCAAUGAAGAUGUUGGCUGCUUUAAAAGAGGAGAAACGUUAUCUUCAGGAUAUUUGGUGAUGAAAUUGGGAAAUAAAUGAAGGGAAUUAGGCUUUUGUGGCCAAAAGUACUAAAAGACUACUGAAGCUUGAGAGUUUUCAAUUUUUAAAAAUUAAGAAAAAAAAAUUUCAUUUCUUAGAGGAGGUGCAGGGGAUUAAAUCGGCUAUUUAACAAAAUAGCAAAUUUUCGACUCAAUUUUCCAGCUCUCACCCCACCCCCACCCCCAGCCCUCUCCACACUGCAGCCCUCCCUCCUCCGCCUCCACCUCUCAGGCCACCCCCGCCUCCUGGGGUGUGUGUGUGCGGGCUUCCCGUCCACUGGGGAGGUACGACAUCUGUCAGCUUGUUGCCAGUAUUUUUUAAUAAUCUAAAAAUAAUGUAUAUUCUUAUAUAAAAUGUAUCAUAAGGAAUAUUCAUUAACUUAGUGUAUUGAAAUUACCUAUGUACAGUACAUCUGAUUACAAGUUUAUAUCGUUUUAUCAAAUGGUUAUUACCAAAACUGUUUCUGAUAAAAAUAUUUUAAUAUAAUGCUUAUAAUGAUUUUUUGAAUGCUAGAAACGUGAAGUAUAUUUUGAAGUUCUACUCUGGCAUGUGAUUUAUAUGUACCACAGUUACUUCUUUUUAUAUCACGAUUCCAGAAUUUAGGGACAGUUUCUUAGCCACGCACACAGCAUGUGGAAGUUCCUGGGCCAGGGAUCCAACCCACGCCACAGCAGUGGCUAUGCUAGAUCCUGAGUGCGCCGAGCCAUGAGGUAUUCCAGAACUUGGGGAAAUUUGCAUUCGCUUUAUAGAUGCAAAGCAAGUGCGUAUUUUAGUAAAGCUACCGUCUUUUUCCCCUGCCUUUUCAUUUCUGCUCCUGUUGGUACAUUUUUUAGUUUUCCCGCAUGAUUUAUGUUACCUCCAUGUAUCACACAAGAUGUAACCUGGGCUUAAGAUAACCUCCUUAGUAUCCUUGGAUUUUGUAUCUUCCUGUCAUUGUCCGUGUAGUUAUGUCUGUCACGACCUCAGGCGUGUUGUGGGAGGCAGUGGGGCCUUGUGGGGUGCGGAGGGCAGAAGCGACGCCCUCGGGAGUGGCAUCGGUGCCGUUGCCUCGAGAGGCCCUGCAGAGCUCCCGGCCCCUUUUGCUCCGUGAGGACACUGCGAGAAGUCGGCAGUCCAUGAGCGCAGAGGCCUUCCCCAGAACCCGACGACGCUGGCCCCUGGUCCGAAGGUCCAGCUUCCAGAGCUGUGAGCAGGUUCUGUUGGUCACAGGCUACCCGAUGGUACUGGGACAGCAGUGUGAAUGGCCUGAGACAAUUCCCAGUGACACGUUCUCCCUUCACACUUGUCAGAGGAGACAACAAGGUGUAAAAGGGUGUGAAAAGUUUUCUCCUGGGCUCGAGCACAUGUGUGUUUUUAUUAGAGAUUGGCAUUUAAAAGAAAAUUCCUACCUGGCAAAGACUUCUGAUCAUUUUGAAAAAUGAAGGUCUCAAGGAAAUAAAAUGUAAUCUUAAGAUUUGGUAAGGCUUCA